GAAACAGAUCUAAAGGGUUUGCGUUUCCUCUGCAGAAAGAAGUCAAAUUCAAUGGAUGUGUUUUUAUUUAUAAGAAGAAAAGUUAGUUUAGGUGAAGGGUAGUGUGAAGGUACACUGAUCUGACCGCAGGCUGAUCUUCUUGAAGUUUUAUAUAUAUAUAGAUAGAUAGAUAGAUUUUUUUACUGGUGCGUUUAAGUGAAAGGCGUAGGGAUAUAGAUAGAUAGUUCUAUUUUCAGGUAUUUAACUAUAAACAGGGUAGACGGCUGAAAACAAACAAUUCGACGCUUUCCAAAUGUGGGUGGUGCAGUUAGGGAACCUGGUGACUCGACUCGGUUAGCCUGUAUUGCGCCUUUCUUUCAUCAGCACAGCAAACACUUCACUGGAAAGCGUGCCCUUCGGAAAGACCGAUGCUAGCAGACAGUGCAGUGGGAACCAGCUGUAAUAGUGUGGGAAGAGAAUUUUUUUUUUUUUUUUUUUUUUUAAUGAGUUAGAGCAUCUCACCCGGGCUUCUUCGGUGCAUUCACUGCUGUGGUGCACAGAGAGUGGUUUGAAAAUGCCCAAAGCUGGGAAUCCACAGCCGGCCAGCACGGCUGCAGUGAGCAGUAAGGAGGAGGAGGUCGCCUCUCAGUCGAGCUCCGCUUCAGGUUCAAGCUGCACUGCAUGUUUAAGAUGCUUCCGACGCGUGAUCCCGGUUGGUUUCAAAGAAGAGUUAUACCAGCUGUCAUGUUUGGCAGGGCCAGUGUUUGUGUCUCAGCUGAUGAUUUUUUUGAUCGGAUUCGUCAGCACCGUUUUUUGCGGCCAUCUGGGAAAACUAGAACUAGCUAGUGUUGCACUCUCCAUAGCGGUCAUAAAUGUUUCAGGCAUUUCUGUGGGAACCGGUUUAGCUUCAACGUGUGACACGUUAAUAUCGCAGACGUACGGCAGUGCGAACUUGAAGCGAGUGGGAGUGAUUCUGCAAAGAAGCAUCCUCAUUCUACUGCUGUUCUGCUUCCCUUGUUGGGCUCUUUUAAUAAACACUGAAUCCCUUUUACUGGCUGUGAGGCAGAACCCAGAGGUGGCCAGGAUGUCCCAGCUGUACGUGAAGAUAUUCAUGCCCGCUCUUCCUGCAACAUUUAUGUACCAGUUACAAGGUCGCUAUCUGCAGAAUCAGGGUAUAAUCUGGCCUCAAGUAAUCACUGGUGCAAUUGGGAAUGUUAUAAAUGCGCUCAUAAACUACAUCUUUUUGUAUGUGCUGGACCUGGGAGUGGCGGGCUCCGCGGGGGCCAACGUAAUAUCUCAGUUCAUUCUAAUGGUUCUUCUGUUUGGGUACAUCCACUGGAAGAAGCUACAUAAAGACACCUGGGCAGGCUGGACUACAGAAUGCCUGCAGGAAUGGGGGGACUUCGUGCGCCUGGCGAUCCCCAGCAUGCUCAUGCUCUGUAUAGAGUGGUGGACUUAUGAGAUCGGAGGCUUCCUCGCAGGUCUGAUCAGCGAAGUGGAACUUGGGGCUCAGUCUGUCAUCUACGAGUUGGCUUACAUUACCUACAUGGUCCCUUUAGGCAUCAGCGUGGCAGCCAGCGUGCGCGUGGGAAACGCUCUGGGUGCUGGGAACACAGAAGAGGCCAAGACCACCAGCAAAGUGGCCAUGAUGGGUGCAGGUGUGUUUGCAGUGCUGUUGGCUAUAAUAAUUGCAUCUUUGAAGGACCUGGUCGGCUACAUCUUCACCACGGAAGUAGAGAUCAUUGACUUGGUUUCAAAAGUCAUGGUUCUGUUCGCACCAUUCCACUUCUGCGAUGGGCUUGCGGGUGUCUCUGGGGGUAUUGUGAGAGGAGUUGGCAGGCAGAAGUUUGGAGCCAUCUGUAAUUUGGUCGGAUACUAUGUAGUGGGGUUACCUGUAGGAGUUUCAUUAAUGUUCGCUAUGCAUAUGGGAAUUGUUGGUCUGUGGUCAGGCAUGCUAUUGUCCGUGGCUAUGCAGGCAGUCUUCUUCAAUAUCUUCAUUGUGAAACUGGACUGGAAGAAGGUCACACAGGAGGCCCUGGUCCGAGCUGGGGUGCAGACCCUGAGAGACGGCAGAGAGAACGAGGUUCAUGUGAACAGGAUUGACAGUGCGGACCCCUCCCCAGACUCCAAGGCUGAGGAGGAGAUGGCAAUGGAGGACCUGAGUCCCAGCCACAUUGACACAGAGGGGCUUGGGGACGGCAGAGCAGAGGGCUCGAUGAGCCGGGUCGGGGAGAUCCUGUCCCUCCAGCAGCUGGUCCUGCGCCGGGGGCUGGCUGUGAUCGGGGGGCUCCUCAUCCUGGCUGCGGGGAUCAUCGUCAACGUCACUCUCACCAAGUUCACAUGGCACUCCAACAGCACGGUGUCGCCAGACACAGGCAGCAACGCAACACAGCACCGCUUCUAGCACGGCUGUUACAGAGUGGACAAAGAAACUCCCUUUUAUUAACAGACUGCACACCCUGAAAAGAACAAAACUAUAGGCAUCCUGCCUGGCGGAAGCAGAGCACAGAGAAGCUGUUAGAACAGCCUCCCUCUGCUCUGUACUAGUGGCUCUUGUACUCUGUUAACAGCCUCCCUCUGCUCUGUACUGGUGGCUCUUGUACUCUCUUAGCAGCCUCCCUCUGCUCUGUACUGGUGGCUCUUGUACUCUCUUAACAGCCUCCCUGUGCUCUGUACUGGUGGCUCUUGUACUCUCUUAACAGCCUCCCUCUGCUCUGUACUGGUGGCUCUUGUACUCUCUUAACAGCCUCCCUCUGCUCUAUACUGGUAGCUCUUGUACUCUGUUAACAGCCUCCCUCUGCUCUGUACUGGUGGCUCUUAUACUCUAUUAAUAGCCUCUUUAUUCCAGUUUCACUCUUGUGAAGGACCUCUGCUAACUCUUUUUUAGUAUUACGUCUAAAUUAGGUCUAUUCACAGUAACCAAUAUGUGUGACAGAUCUUUUUUUUUUACACACUCAGCUUUAUCUUUUUACUUCAUAUGAUGCAUUAUAACAAAUGUUUCCUAGAUCUAAAAAAUAAAAUACAAGUAAAAUAAAAUAAAAAUAACUGGGGGUUUUGAGGAGCGGGGUAAAAACAGAAACCAGUGUGUUCCUGAUAAGUGUUUCCAGCAGUGAAUAUUUUACUUUGGUGUUGGAAACAUUGUUAUCAAGAACAAACUGUUUUGUUUUUCAUUUUCUUUUUAUUUGUAAAAACAAAAUUUUACUAAAAAAAAUGUUACAAAAAAUCGCCUUAUAGGAAUGUGAAAAACGGGCUACUUUUAAGUUCAUAUCUGUUACUGCUGUGUUUUGUCAUGUAGCCAUUUUUUAUUUUAUGCUAUCUGGAAUGUUCACUGAUAAAUUGAUUCACAGAAAUGCUUGAUUUCGAGAUCGGUAUCAAUAGUUAGCGGCUCUAGUACACUAUAACAGCAUGGAAGGUUUUUGUAUGUAUAAACCAGCUUGGUGAUUUUAAAAUAAAAAAGAGAAAUGUAACUAAGUAUUUGCACUUGUACGGUAUUGUUGGCUGUAAACCCUAGAAACGUUUCGGUUGAAAUUGACCGUGAAUGUGUUUUGUUUUUGUUUUUCGGUGGAAUUAUAAGACUUUGAUUUCUGGUUUGUAUUUUAUUGCAGAAUGAGACUUUGACCUCCUUAGUUGUAUAAUCUCUGUAUCACUGUGACAGUUCAGUGUGGGGUAUUCUAAUUAUGUGAGUCUGAAAAUGCUAAGUAUUGCAGAACGUUCUUCCGCAGUGUCACCUAUUGUAUUAGUGGGAGGCAGAUCCGUGUUCAGAUCAUUCAAAUAAACUCCAGUGUGGAGUUUAAACACAUCUUGCUGUGCAAAGUAUUUUAAUAAAAGAGACUAUUCACA
Molecule: messenger RNA, 3819 nt
Organism: Acipenser ruthenus (sterlet)
Lineage: Eukaryota; Metazoa; Chordata; Actinopteri; Acipenseriformes; Acipenseridae
Product: multidrug and toxin extrusion protein 1-like
Exons: 17
Coding region: 554-2383 (609 amino acids)
Biological process (GO): xenobiotic detoxification by transmembrane export across the plasma membrane
Cellular component (GO): membrane
Molecular function (GO): antiporter activity; xenobiotic transmembrane transporter activity
Source: RefSeq, a predicted model, not a curated record